AUGCAAAAUCCAAUUCAUAGAAAACCGAAUUCGCAACCAAAUAAUCAUUUUGACAAGUUACUGAGUGAUGAUUUUAUACGUCGUUCACCAGUCGAACGAUCUGCUGGUCUUGGCUCUUUCUAUGACGCUAGAACAGAUUCUAUUGUUGGUAACAUAUCAUUGCCAAACAAUUUCAUCACUAAACUUACAACAUACAAUCCUGUGUAUUGUAAAGUGCUCAAAGAUAAUCUGAUUGAAGGUGAAAAUCUACUUGAUGAAAUUGGUAUCGACGAUGAUCUAUGGUUAAGUUUAGUAUUAAAUAUGGUUUCUGCAGAUGGAAUACCUUCAUUAGUCAAUUCAUCAUUUAACAUAAAUACAAAAACUCGAAUACUUCAUUAUUGUUUUGUGAGUGAUGAAAAAUGUAUUACUGAUCAAGUGUAUAAAGUUAAAGACAAUAUAUUAGCAGCAACAGUUGAUAAAGAAAUAACUCACAUGGUGGCUGCAAUUAGAUUAGGAAUUCACCUUGUCAUUAUAUUACAAUUAUCUACAGAUUAUAAAUAUGAAAUCGAUGAUCUAUUAGAAAAAAUAAGUCAAAGUUUAACAAAAAAUAUUUUCAAAAUAACAAAAAACGAAAAACAGUUGUUCAAUAGACUGAUAAUUACAAAAGUAUUUUCCAAUAUAAAAGAUCUAAGUGAAAUAUCAACAUUAUUUGAACUAUUUAAAAAAGUGGUUGAAAUAAAAUUAUUAACACAUGUUCAUUGUCCAUUGCAAUGUUUUCUUCGUCCAAUUCAAUCGUUUUGUCCGUCUUAUGUGAAAUAUAAAGUAAAAUAUG
Messenger RNA from Rotaria sp. Silwood2, 811 nucleotides. Lineage: Eukaryota; Metazoa; Rotifera; Eurotatoria; Philodinida; Philodinidae. The record is from the annotation of a GenBank genome assembly.